AUGUAUCAAAGGUUAACACUAAUUGUAACUGAUUCUCUAUCGUUCAUAAAUGCUCUCAACUCGUUAAGUAUAAACUGUGGCAUACUUGUGUCAGAAGUCAGACACAGGUAUGGUAGGAUUGUGGACAAUGGAGUUGGAGUGCACCUUUGGAUUCCAUCUCACAUUGGUCUUGAGAUGCAUGAUAGAAUUGAUGAAUUAGCAAAUUAUCAGCAUUACAGUUUUUCACCCAUAGUUUUCUCCCCAUCAGCUUCCUGCAUCAAGUUUCUGGAACAACAAGCAAAAGAAUUAGAUGCCGAUUAUCAGGUGAUAGAAUGUGUCCCUGGGAAUCCUAUUAUGGUGAUAACUCUAGUGGGACAAGACCCUCAUCUUCCAUCACUACUCCUCAACUCCCACACGGAUGUCGUGCCAGUGUUUCCUGAAAAUUGGAAAUAUGACCCAUUCAGUGCACAUAAAGAUGAAAAGGGAGAUAUAUACGGGAGAGGCACUCAAGACAUGAAGUGUGUUGGAAUACAGUAUAUAGAGGCUCUUAAACGUCUUAGAAAAGAAGGGCAUAAGUUCCUCAGGACAAUUUACAUUUCUUUUAUGCCAGAUGAGGAGAUUGGUGGACUAGAUGGCAUGAAAAAAUUUGUGAAAAAUGAUUUCUUCAAGAAAAUGAACGUUGGUUUCGCACUGGACGAAGGUUAUGCAAACCCCACCGAGAACUUCACUCUCUUCUACGGAGAGAGGACAAUAUUAUGGACCAAGGUGAAGUGUCCGGGGAACCCUGGCCAUGGAUCACAGUUCCUGACUAACACUGCAGGAGAAAAACUGCAGAAGGUAAUCAAUUCCUUCCUGAGUUAUCGAGAUGAACAGAAACUUCUACUGAGGGAUAACGAGGAGCUGCGUCUCGGAGAUGUCACUACGGUCAACCUCACCAUGCUGAAAGGAGGUGUACAGGUUAAUGUGGUGCCUGCAGAGCUGAGCAUUUACUUUGAUAUUCGCCUUGCCCCCACUGAAGAUGUGAGAAAAUUUGAAGAAAAGAUAAAGAUGUGGUGUAAAUCAGCAGGAGAUGAUGUUGAGUAUGAGUUUCCUUUAUUGGAAGAUUCUACACAGACAUUGACACAGAGCCUGUUGACCUGUGUAGAAGAUGGCAAAAAUCCAUGGUGGGAUGCCUUCUCCCAAGCAUGUAAAGAUGAAGGUGUAAAGCUCGAGAAGCAAGUGUUUCCAGCUGGCACAGACUGUAGGUACAUCAGGGAGCUUAACAUUCCAGCACUUGGCUUCUCUCCCAUGAACCGAACACCAAUCCUUCUUCAUGACCACAAUGAAUUCCUCAACGAGAAAGUAUUCCUACGUGGCAUUGAGAUCUACCAGACCAUUAUCCCUGCCCUGGCUAACCUGAAGAUUUAGGCACCUCAGCCUGGUUAUCAGGGUAACGCAUUUCCAGAGAUGCUAACCCUCUUCUGCUUGUGUACUUUCACAUAAUGUAAUGCACUAGGUAACAACACACAGGUGGCUACCUAAUGCACAUAAAUUUAGUGCUAAUAAUGGAUUAUUUUUACAGUCUUCAAGUAUUUCCUAUCAGUACACAGACAUGCAUGUACUCUUUGGUGAGAGAUUAUAUAAAUCUUUGAUAAAAUUAAUUAUUAUUAUUAUUAUUAUAAUUAAAAAGAAGCGCUAAGCUACAAGGGCUAUACAGCGCUGCAAUAUAAAAUUAAUAAGAUGAUGUCAAUGCAUACAAGAAAUACAGAAAUCUUUGUUAGGUUAAUGAUUUCUUGAGGAAAUUGGCUUUUAUUUGUAGUAAUUUAUUUUUUCAAUAAUAGAAAGAUAGUAUUAAAAGCAGAUCCCAGAGUAUAUACACUGGGAACAGCAGUGUAUAUACCAUCAAUGGGAAACAGAAGAGCUGUGUAUAUACAUUCACUGCAAACAGCAGUGUAUAUGGCAGUGAACAGGUAGUAUGCACCCUUAAUCAUCUUGUACUGUAGAUAAGAGUUAAACCUGACAUCCAACAAACUUUUCUGACUCAAUAGAUGAAAGAAUGAUUUAGUUUUAUAAAUCAUUUAUGGUUUGAAGAAUGAGACACUUGUGCAACAUUUUGGGAAUCUUUAUUGAGGAAAUGUUUUGCAAGUCAUUGGCUUCUUUAGUCCAAUACAGAGAAGGAUAGAGGAGGAGUGUGACUGAUUACACUCCUCGUGUGGGUGUACGACCCACUUAAUAUAUGUACCUAUAACUCAUUUCAAUUGUGACCGAGUGUGGAGGUGUCAGUGGCUCAUUACUCAUGAUUGUAACCAUGUAAAGGAGUGUAGAUGGUUCAUUACCUUUGUAACUUGCCAUGAUUGUGAGCAGAUCUACCUGGAGUUCAUUACCUUUGUAACUAGUUCAGCUAUCAUAACUUUGGGGUUCAGUCCCUGGACUCGUUAUGUACCUCUGUAACCUGAUAGGUAUGGUGUGACUACCACCCACAGGAUGGGUAUGGUGUGACUACCACCCACAGGAUGGUAUGGUGUGACUACCACCCACAGGAUGGGUAUGGUGUGACUACCACCCACAGGAUAGGUAUGGUGUGACUACCACCCACAGGAUGGGUAUGGGGUGACUACCACCCAUAGGAUGGGUAUGGUGUGACUACCACCCACAGGAUGGGUAUGGGGUGACUACCACCCAUGGGAUGGGUAUGGUGUGACUACCACCCACAGGAUGGGUAUGGGGUGACUACCACUCACAGGAUGGGUAUGGUGUGACUACUGCCCACAGGAUGGGUAUGGUGUGACUACCACUCACAGGAUGGGUAUGGUGUGACUACCACCCACAGGAUGGGUAUGGUGUAACUACUGCCCACAGGAUGGGUAUGGUGUGACUACUGCCCACAGGAUGAGUAUGGUGUGACUACCACCCACAGGAUGGGUAUUGUGUGACUACCACCCACAGGAUGGGUGUGGUGUGACUACCACCCACAGAAUAGGUAUGAUGUGACUACCACCCACAGGAUGGGUAUGGUGUGGCUACCACCCACAGGAUGGGUAUGGGGUGACUACCACCCACAGGAUGGGUAUGGGGUGACUACCACCCACAGGAUGGGUAUAGUGUGGCUACCACCCACAGGAU
Messenger RNA from Cherax quadricarinatus, 3081 nucleotides. The record is from RefSeq and is a predicted model, not a curated record. NCBI's taxonomy places the organism in Eukaryota, Metazoa, Arthropoda, Malacostraca, Decapoda, Parastacidae.